Molecule: messenger RNA, 2680 nt
Organism: Larimichthys crocea (large yellow croaker)
Lineage: Eukaryota; Metazoa; Chordata; Actinopteri; Sciaenidae
Exons: 2
Coding region: 1287-2432 (381 amino acids)
Source: RefSeq, a predicted model, not a curated record
UUCUCAUGUUUUUUUUACAGUGUUAUUACUCCCCAGUCACCUCCCAGUAUCUCCAUCAGUGACUUGAACAGUUCAGGGCCCUUCAGCACAUGGGGCAUCUCAGACACACUUGUGUUCCAGCUACUGAGGCAUGAAAUUACCUCUGCACCCCACCCCCCUCGAGCAUCUAAAAGAUGCUCUGCUGUUGAAAAACUUAACACAAAUAUUGGCAGUCCGGAGAGAGAGAACAUGAGAUGGAGACAAACACAACGCUAAUCAUCUGUUUAUAAAAGCAUCAACGCAUCGGAGAAGUGCUAUAUUAGCUCUGUUCUUUCUCUGGGCUCAGAAGGGACUGUUGAAAAUUAAUUGCAAAUAUAUUUGAUAGUGAAGAAGUGAGACGAAAGGCUGCGCCGUUAAAAUGUGUGUAACUGUAUUGGUGGGCUGAGACUGUCCUGUACAGGAAAACAGUAAAGCCCUGACUGAUCAUUUUAUCGGUAGAUAUUGGUCUAUCACAGAUGUAUCAUAUAUUUCCGUGGACAUAAUACAGAAAAAGAUGCUUAAAUUAGAGCUUUUAAUUAUGUUCUAUUUUGUGAUUUUUAAGUACUUAAGUUUUACCGUUUACUGUUGGAAAACCUGCCUCCAUUACACAUCUUUGUCAGUGUUUGAUAGACACGUUUUGGGGGAUCAUUGCAAAAAUGUGUUUAAAUAAGUAAAUAAGUUCUUAUAUAAUGAAGUUCUACAUUCAUUCAUUCAUCCAAACAUGAGGUGCUGGGGAGUUUGUUCCCCUCAUUAACACUCAUCUUGCAUUAAAUCCUGACUGCAUUUAAGGUCUGAAUGUUCAGUUUUUGUUUUUUCAAUGUUAUAGUCAUUUUGAAGGUUGUGGUUUGUGUUGAGCUGAACUGUUCUGUGGGGCGGCUGUGGCUCGGGACUAAUCAGAAGAUCACUGGUUCAAAUUGUGGCUCAGCUAGUCUGCAUGUUGAAGUAUCCUUGGGCAAGAUACUGAACUUCAAAUUGUUCCCGAAGGCUGUGCCAUUGGUGUGUGAAUGUUAUUAGCUCCUGAACUGUUGACCCUUCAUGGCAGCCAAAAGCAUCACUGUACGAAUGGGUGAACGUGAUAUGUAGUGUAAAAGCGCUUGAGUGGUUGGAAGACUAGAAAGGUGUACAAUAAGUACAGUCCAUUUACCAUUUACUGUUUUAUAUUGAGAGCUUCUUCUAACAUCUAUAAAUCACGUCUCAGAGUGUCUAUGUUAAAGCAAAAUACAUCUUUUUAUUUCUUUUAUAAAAGCUAAAAGGAACAAUUUAAAUGUAUGUAUAUAGUCAUAAUGAUCAUAAAGAAGUUACUCAUGACACUUUCCAUAUGGAGCAGGUCUAGACCGUACAGAACAAUAAUUGUGCUUCUUGUUAUUGAUUUUCCACUUUUAAAAUCAUCCCUCAUUCAGUGUGCAGAGAAGCAGCUGCAGAUGUAUGUGUACUUUGUGUACAAUGAAGUUUUAUUCUUCAGCUUGCCUUUGUACCGAUCUCUCUCCCUCCCUCUCUCUCUCCCUUUCUGUGUGUGUGCGGACAAUACCUUGACUUCCCCAGAGGAUUCUCUGCACUCCUAUACAUUACAGCAUCUGUGUGUGUGUAUGUGUGUGUGGGUGUGUGCGAAGUACGAGUGCACAGCUCUGUGUAUUUGUGUGUGCGACCUCUGUGUCCGUCCCACUGGCACCGGUAAAGCUCCCGUCGACCCAGAAACACUUCUGGCAAGAUUCCCUUUGUCUUUUCCACACCCAUCCUCAUGUGCCCUCUUCCUUUUUGGUAUUUCUCUCCUUUCAUGUGUGCUCACAAACUUCUUUCAUCUCAUCUUUUCAGUUUUUUUUCUUUUCAUAUAUUAUACCACCUCAUUCUCAUUUCCAAACAAAAGCAGCCCACCUGUCACUCUAAAUAUAUUCCCCUUCUUCCUUGUUUUCUUAUCUGUCACUCAUUUUAUUCUUCCCUGUAUCUAUUGUUUUCUGUCUCCACAUCGCUCCCCUUUAACUCUCAAACUCUCUCUUUUUCCAUUCUCCACCCAAACAUAUUUUCUUUCAUUGUUUCUCCCUCUAUCAGCCUCCUUUCCAUCUCACUCGUCUUUUCUUCUGCAAAGUAUCUUGUUUGUUUCCCCCCUCUCUCUCUCUCUCUCUCUCACACACUCUUUGCUCCCCCAUCUCUCUCUGUCUAUGUUUGUUUCAAUUACACCAUGCAGUUUUCUGAUCAUUGCAGCUGUAAUGAAACCUCUAAAACCCAAGUUCUCUCGCCAUAAAGAAGGCUUUCUCAUCAUCUGUCAUUCCUCUUUUCCUCUGGACCCUUCUACCUCUCAAACCCCAAAGCCGAAUGUCUUCUUCUUCAACGCACACGUCACCCUGUCUCCGGUGUGUAGUGUGGGUGUUAUGUGGCUGAUUUCCUUCUCUGUUCUUCUAAGACCAUCUUCACUCUAAUCAAUCACUCUGACCCAGAUAAAGCUAAGUUUAAACCCUGGCUGCUUUGAUGCUCUGACCCAUUUAACAAUACUUGUGUCCCUGCAGACAACAUCACUGCUGCUUUCAUUGUGUCCCCUCAGCUUGAGAUGCCCCAAGGGGAAAUAGCACGGAUGUCACACUGCAGAGAAGUAGAUAUCACUAAACUCUUCCUUGUAAGAGAGUCUAACAUUUACACAAUACCUGUGUUUCAGGUUACCACUUUAAAA